Molecule: messenger RNA, 375 nt
Organism: Coniosporium apollinis CBS 100218
Lineage: Eukaryota; Fungi; Ascomycota; Dothideomycetes
Exons: 1
Biological process (GO): protein neddylation; positive regulation of ubiquitin-protein transferase activity
Cellular component (GO): ubiquitin ligase complex
Molecular function (GO): cullin family protein binding; ubiquitin-like protein binding; ubiquitin conjugating enzyme binding
Source: RefSeq, a predicted model, not a curated record
CUCUCCGCGCCCGAGCACCGCGACCUCCUCCGCCGCAUCUACCGGCACACCUUCACUCUCGCUCUCGCCCCGCCCGCGCGCUCCAUCGACCUCGACGCCGCGCUCGUUUACUGGCGCCUCCUCUUCUCCGCGCCGUCGCUGCAGUGGAGCACCCCCAGCGCGCCGUGGCUGGACUGGUGGUGCGAGUUCCUCGAGACGCGGUUCAAGAAGGCGGUCAACAAGGAUCUGUGGGAUCAGACGUUCAAGCUUGUGGAGGAGUGUAUCAGGGAUGCGAGUCUGGGCUGGUGGGAUGAGAAUGGGGCGUGGCCGGGCGUGAUCGAUGACUUUGUGGCGUGGGUUGGGGAGAAGAGGGGAGGAGAGAAGAUGGAGGAGUAG